Oryctolagus cuniculus (rabbit) is the source of this 2725-nucleotide messenger RNA. NCBI's taxonomy places the organism in Eukaryota, Metazoa, Chordata, Mammalia, Lagomorpha, Leporidae. The record is from RefSeq and is a predicted model, not a curated record.
UGUUUUUAUUUUGAGUGGAUUCUUAUAUAUGUGUAAGAGCUCUUAAUGAGCCAAUAGGUUUCUAAAAUUUCUUCCUAUAAUACUAUUUGGAUGUGUGUGUGUAUAUAUAUAUAUAUAUAUAAAUUUAUAUUACUUGAAUCCUUAAAGGAAGAAACUACCAAAUGCUCAUAGCUGAUCUGUGUAUUUAUUAGCUAGUCUUCAUUUGCCUGUAUUUACUCAAACUCUGCAGACCAGAUCAUGAGUUUGUUGAUUUUAAUUAUGAAAUAUUUUAUUUUAGCAUUUGUAAUUUAUUCUGAUGAAAAACGAAGCACCCAUCUGUCAUCUUAAACAUUUUUUUUCUUACUUUGAAAGAAACCCCAUUCCUGAUACUUGGGAACAAAUAUGGAAAGUUGCACUGUUGGAUACUUAAAUGUUGCGAACUGUACAGUGUGGUUCCCUAGCACAGUGCAUCCUUGUCUGCAGCUAAUUCUGUUGAAAUGGGUGCUGAAUAAGUAAAUGUAUUAUAUACAAAAAGCCUGCCUUUGUUUACACUCAGACAUCUUCACUUGUGUGAUCCAUGAACUCUGAGUUGUUUUUCUCCCAAAGUUUUCUUUAGUAGAAUUUUUAUUAAAUUGAACAUGAAUUGAAAUUAACUAGCCUUUGUUUUCCCCUUUUAUUUUAACCAUGUAUAUUUUAAAAUAUUGCUAAAUAAGAAUUUCAACUAAUUUUGACAUUUUAAAACAUUUUUCUGACAAACUAGACAUCUCGAUUCACAGCAUAUGCUAUUUAUAACAAGAGAUUAGUAAAUCAUGACAUUGCAUUCUUUAAAUUUUGGACUUCAAUUAAAUCAGUAUUUUAAAGAGACAAUUGUGUUGUUUUUUUCUAUUGCCACUUUAAGUAUCUUAUCUGAAAAUCUGUUCCUUGCCAUGUUUUUCUUCUGUAACAUAAACUGUGCCCUGUGAAUUUCUGGGGACUGAAUUUGAAAUUGCUCCUGCCAACUGUUCGUGGCCUGGUGCUUAUCUGAAUGCCUGAAUAUCUCCCCGCUGAAUGAAUUGCGUAUUCUGCCCUGAAUUCACUCUGAUAUAUUGAUUGGCUGGACGAUCUUGGUGCUGCCCACUUGCCGUUCCAGAAGAGCCACCGAAGGAAAAGAUCCAGGAGUAUAGAGGAUGAUGAGGAGGGUCACCUGAUCUGUCAAAGUGGAGACGUUCUAAGAGCAAGAUGUAUAGAAUAUUUUUCAACACUUUUUAAACUUUGCAGACAGAAUAAUCUUUUAAAGAAUAGUUUGUCAGCGGGGGGCUAAAGAACUCUUCAUUGCUUUUUUUGUUUUGUUUUUUGUGGGUUUGUUUGUUUUUUUGUAUUUCUUCUUUUCUGUAGAAUUUAAAUAUUUCUACCUAAAGUUCCAAAAUAAUCAAUGGAAUUUGAGAUUAGAGCAAGAAAUUUAGCUCUAAUUGUUUUUGUAGCAGCUGAAAAUAAUUUGAGUGCUGAAACUUUAAUUAUGCUUUGCUAGAGAUCAUUUGAAAAUAUUCCACACUUAAGCAUUCAUUGUUUGACUAACUGAUAAUUUACAUUCGGACACUUACACCUCUUUUCCCCCUUCUCACUUCAGAUGAAAUCGUGGACACUUUGGGUGAAGGGGCCUUUGGCAAAGUUGUAGAGUGCAUUGAUCAUGGCAUGCCAUCAGCAGAGCUUUGGAUCAGAAGAGGAGCAACUGGGACCCGAACCAGCACCCUAUGGGAUGCCGGCACUGCAGGCAGAGGCUUAGCCUACUACACCACAACACUGGGCCCAAAAUUCUGCUCCAGGACUUAAAUUCUGUGGCUUGCAAACUUUUUUUGGAUGGCAUACAUGUAGCAGUGAAAAUUGUAAAAAAUGUAGGUCGUUACCGUGAAGCAGCUCGUUCAGAAAUCCAAGUACUGGAGCAUUUAAAUAGUACUGAUCCCAAUAGCGUCUUCCGAUGUGUCCAGAUGCUAGAAUGGUUUGAUCAUCAUGGUCAUGUUUGUAUCGUGUUUGAACUGCUUGGCCUCAGUACCUAUGAUUUCAUUAAAGAAAAUAGCUUUCUGCCAUUUCAAAUUGACCACAUCAGGCAGAUGGCCUAUCAGAUCUGCCAGUCAAUCAACUUUUUGCAUCAUAAUAAAUUAACUCAUACAGAUUUGAAGCCUGAAAAUAUCUUAUUUGUGAAGUCUGACUAUGUAGUCAAAUAUAAUUCUAAAAUGAAACGCGAUGAACGCACACUGAAAAACACAGAUAUCAAAGUUGUUGACUUUGGUAGUGCAACAUAUGAUGAUGAGCAUCACAGUACUUUGGUAUCCACACGGCACUACAGAGCUCCAGAGGUCAUUUUGGCUUUAGGUUGGUCUCAGCCUUGCGAUGUGUGGAGCAUAGGUUGCAUUCUUAUUGAAUAUUACCUUGGGUUCACAGUCUUUCAGACUCAUGAUAGUAAAGAGCACCUGGCAAUGAUGGAACGAAUAUUAGGACCCAUACCAACACACAUGAUUCAGAAAACAAGAAAACGCAAGUAUUUUCACCAUAACCAGCUAGAUUGGGAUGAACACAGUUCUGCUGGUAGAUAUGUUAGGAGACGCUGCAAACCAUUAAAGGAAUUUAUGCUUUGUCAUGAUGAAGAACAUGAGAAACUAUUUGACCUGGUUCGAAGAAUGUUAGAAUAUGAUCCAGCCAAAAGAAUUACCUUGGAUGAAGCAUUGCAGCAUCCUUUCUUUGACUUAUUAAAAAAGAAAUGAAAUGAAAA